UGUGACAGAUGACGCUGUUCAUCCGACGCGCUGUCCAGGUGUACGGUUUAUGAUAUUGCAGAGAUCCAAAGCGAUUUGGAGCUUUAUCAGUAAACCUUCGUGAGAUGGCCUAACGUAAUAUAAUUUCUGUCCGAGCCCGUCUGUCACUUGGAUGUGUGAAAUGUCGUCUUUUUGCCCCGACUCACUCUACGAGAAUGAAGCGGCAACACCGUUAAAAUGAAGACUGACUCGGGGAUGAGAAUUUGAGCUGUUUAUACCUCGAGUGGGAAAAGCUAGCGGUUAGGCUAGCCAGACACAUCAGACACCCGACUCUGGGCUCGGAUAUCGGAUUUGUGCGGCCAUGGCUGGCCUCAUCAAGAAGCAGAUCCUGAAGCAUCUCUCCAGGUUUGCUAAGAACCUUUCGCCGGACAAAAUCAACCUGAGCACGCUGAAGGGCGAGGGCCAGCUGACCAACCUGGAGCUGGAUGAGGAGGUCCUCCAGAGCCUGCUGGACCUGCCCACCUGGCUGGCCAUCAACCGAGUGUGUUGCAACAAAGCCGCGAUCAGGAUACCAUGGACAAAAUUGAAGACUCACCCAAUCUCUUUGACCCUGGAUAAAGUGGAGAUGGAGAUGAGUACCUGUGAUGAGCCCCGUCCCCCCAAUGGCCCGUCUCCCAUAGCGACAGCGUCUGGGCAAAGUGAAUAUGGCUUUGCAGAGAAGGUGGUGGAGGGGAUGUCGCUGUCCAUCAACUCCAUCGUCAUCAGAAUCAGUGCCAAGGCCUUUAACGCCUCCUUUGAGCUCUCCCAGCUGCAGGUCUACAGCGUCAACACCAGCUGGAGCAUCAGUGACCUGCGAUUCACUCGGAUCCAGGACCCUCAGAGGGGAGAGAUCCUGACAUUCAAGGAGAUCAGCUGGCAGAUGAUCCGCAUCGAGGCCGAUGCCAUCCAGAGUGCUCAGCAUGAGAUGCUGAGUGCGCCCAUACGCCUCAUCACCAACCAGUCCAAGAUCCGAGUCACUCUCAAGAGACGGAUCAAGGACUGUAAUGUGGUGGCCUCCAAGCUGAUUCUGAUCCUGGACGACCUGCUUUGGGUGCUGACCGACUCCCAGCUCAAAGCGAUGGUGCAGUAUGCCAAGUCCCUCAGUGAGGCCAUGGAGAAGUCCGCCCAGCAGAGGAAAAGCAUGGCCACAGAAGACCAGGUGUCGUCAGCGCCGCCCUCAGCCCAGCAGGUGCGCACCCAGCAGGCGUCUUCAGCGGCUGACCAGAGCGCAACCAUGGCCAAGCUUUUCAGUGCUUAUGACGUAUGUGAGACGUCCCACCACCUCCAGAUCACCCACCUCGACCUACACAUUUGUGACGACAUCCACGCUAAGGACAAAGUGAUCAAUAAGAGGAUAACAGGUGGAGCCAUGCAGGUUUCUUUCAGCUCCAUCUCUCUGGACUAUUAUCCUUUCCACAGGGCAGGUGACAGUUGUGUCCACUGGAUGCACUACAGCGAGGCCACCAAGACCAGAGAGAGCUGGGCACGGAAUCUGCUCGACGAGUUCAAGUCUAAUGUUGAGAUGUUAAAGAGUGCGGUUCGAGACCAGCAAGGCGCGGCCCCCGUGCACAGUUCCCCACAACACGUGUCCCUUAGGGACGAUGUGUAUGGGCCUCUAGGAAGUCAGGAGAGAGCAGGAGGAGGAGGAGUAGGGCUUAGGGAGGCAGAUGGAGGACUGCUAGAGUGGAGCUCACACACACAGCCACAGGCCCAGUGCUGCUGGUGUCUAGAGCCAGGUAAGAUAAACACCUGCUCAAGCUCUUCCUUCAGUUCUCCACCCCCUCAAAGCCCCAAGACCCAGCUCAUGUCCAGCUCUGUUGUUCUCAGGAUGGCUGACUUCAGCAUCUACCAGGUGUCAACAGCGGAUCAGCGGCGCUCCAGCCCCAAAACCAUGAUCUCCUGCAAUAAGAAGUCCUUGUAUCUUCCCCCAGAGAUGCCAGCCAUUCAUGUGGAGUUCACAGAGUACUACUUCCCUGAUGGAAAAGACUUUCCCAUCCCCUGUCCUAACCUGUACGUCCAGCUGAACGCCCUGCAGCUGGUUCUGGAUCCUCGCAGCCUGGUGUGGAUCAACCUUUUCGCCCUCGACCUCAGGCAGAGUCUGGAGCAGUUCAUGGAGAUCUACAAGCUCAGCGACUCGCAGAAACCCGAUGAGCAUGUUGACAUCAAAGUUGACGGCCUCAUGCUCAAGCUGGUGAUUCCUACGGAUCGGGAUGCCUCCUGCCCUGCUGAUCUCCCCCGCUCCAUCUCAGUGCAGACCUCAGAAAUGGUGGCCACAAACACUCGGCAUCCAGCUAACUGCACCCGCUCCCACCUUGAGGCUCUACUGCAGGCCUUUGAAGAGGAGCCUUUCUUCUCUCCAUCUUUCUCUUCAUUCCCUCGCUCCUCCUCUUCCUUACCCCUUCUCCAUCCCGUCUUCCAACGCCACGCUCAUGAACAAGACACCAAGCUCCAUGACAUUUACCGGGGUCUGGUGGUACCCACAAUGGGCACAGACGCCCUCAAGAUGCCAGCAGCUGCUGACUUUUGGUCGCUGCACUUUUCCCAGUUCUGGGUGGACUAUGAAGGCACCCGUGGAGGCAAAGGGCGGCCGCAGCCCUUCGUGGACUCCUUCCCUCUCACCGUGUGGGCGUGUCAGCCUGCGAAGAUUGUCCAGCAUCAGGAGAGGCUCAGAGAUUCCGUUGGAUCAGGUUUGUCCAGGAGCACAUCUGGAGAGGCUGUUGCACGUCUGCAGAGGAAACGAUUACUGAAGGAGUAUUACAGCACGGAUGGUGCACCGACUGCAUCUCACAGCAGCGACACAACACCACCACCCAGUAACGGACUCCAUAAACGCCUCUCAUUGGACAGUCUGCCUUGCUCCUCCUCUUCUUUGUCAUCAUCGAAUAAAGAUGCAAGUGUGCAUGUAUUGGUGCAUGUGCAAAAGCAUUUAAGUGCUCAGGUGAGCCACCGACAGUAUGUGUUUCUGAUGCAUCUUCAACGCAGCAUCAAAUCCCUGCAGCAGACACUGCAGCAGGACCUGGAAGACAUGGGCUCCAAGAAAGACCGAAAGGAUCCUACUCAACAUCCCACAGACCACCAGCCCUUCACUGUCUGCCUAGGCCUCCUGCUGAAAAGUGCAGAGGUAUCCCUGCUCCUGAAGCCCAUCCCCCAGUCUGAGGGUUCGAGAUCUCCUCUGGGGUCCGAACUCUCCCCUUCCGAGAGCCGAGGAAAUCUGGAGCCUGGGAAUGAUGCAGGAGACGGGGCAGAGAAAGGGAGUGAAGCAGCUGGAUGUGGUUCUGACGGAGGAGCAGCCAAAGGAACAUGCACUGUAGACCAGUUGUUGUGCAGUGAAGGCUCGGAAGGUGGAGGUCCGCAGGGUCCUGCGCCUCUCAUCCCAACCUCCUCUUCAACCGCACGUCCUGACUCCAAUCAAAAAGCCUCAAUGGAGGAGAGGACUUCAUCUAAGAACUCUGGGAGGUGGAGUUCAGAUGAAGGCGGUGAGACGGUAAUGGAUGGGUUGGCAGGGACUGAAGAAGUGGGAGGAGGACUAGACCCUAAAACCCAGACGGGAGACCCCCAGUGUGACCCAGUCGGCAGCAAAGACUGGGGUGAUAAAGACUCGGCUUCAGCCACUAAGAUGCCUCAGUCCAUAUCCAGUGGUCGUCUGAUGCGGGACCGCUCCCAGUCCAGUUUCUCAGUGUCCUACAAGAACAUGAAGAAGAGCCCGUCCCUGCAGUCGCUGGACAACAUCUCCAUAGACAGCUACUUCAUGGAGGAUGGAGACGCUUACAGUCUGCUGGAGAGAGAUGACGUGUCCAUCUCAGGCUUCAAGGACGGCAUCAGCGAACAAAGUGCCACCGAGAGCGCCACAGAGGCAGUGAUAGGACAGGAGCAAGAGGGCGGCGUGUCUCCCGACACUGUCAGUGCAACCUCCCAGAGCACUGAUGAUCCCACCAAAGACAUAGUGUCGGUGCUGGUGUUGAAGGUGCAGUCGGUGUGCGUGGGCAUGGAGGCGGUGGGUGAGAGCACGGCCUUGGCUCUGGAGGUGGGCCAGGUCACACCCAGCCAGCUGGGCAACGUCUGCCUCAGACAGUACCUCAGCAACCGCAGCCUGGGUAUGGUGUGUUCAGUACCAAUACCUGCUCAAAGCAGCCAAGCUGCUGGUGAGAUCAGCUCUGAGUCCAUCAGGGGCCUCCACAGUCCGGAGGUGCGGGCUCGCCUGGAGAGCGGUCCCUGUGCCGCCGCUCACUCCCCACUGGCCGAGCGCAACGGCUUCCUGCAGCUGCGUCUCCACGGAUACCAAGCGAGCUUCUUGAUGUCCACGCUGCGCAACCUGGCCCACUUCCUGGAGGAUGACUCUGCGCCGCAGGUGCUGCCCAUGGAGAUCAGUGUCAUGGACACGCACAUCAACUUAAAGGACGACGGUCCCCGGGACAAUCCCUCCGACCCUGAGCCGUCGCCGAUCACCCUGCAUGUGGACAGCCUCAUCAUACACAGAAGGGACGACGGCUCCUUCUCUAUAGGAGUGGCGGAGACCAAGCCCAGGAAAGACGGCACGUUGAUUGAAAGUUCUCUGAGUCCAGUCCCUGAGCUUGUGGGCAACGUCUGCUGUGUACCAAAGGCUACACAAACUCAAGCCCCACCUGCCAGCCCCCCUCCAUCCACCAGAGAAGAGAUGCUGGUGGAGGAAAACGAAUGUUUGAAACUAGAGCUGUCUCGAGCCAAGAUGGCGCUGGCUGAGGCUCAGAUGGAGAAGGACUCGCUGCUGCACCGCAUGAAGAAUCUCAAAGUCAACACCAGCUAGACCCGACUCGUUGUCAUUCAGCUCCCACUGGUCUGCAGGCAUGAGGACUGAACGUCAGCGGGCAGCAACGCAACUAAAGGCAACAUCAACAAGCAAAGGAAGAAGGGGAAACGACUCCCUUUACGAGCUUAUUUGUCGAGUGAGCCACCAUGUGACUUUAGACUUCAAAAUAAUUCCUUCAUAAAGCAAUGCAGAGUCUGUGUGAAGACUCAAAAACACGUGUUUUUACGUGCUUGUUGUCUGUUUUAUGUUCUCCACUCUGGACUGUAGAUGCGCAAUACAUUUGGAGAGAGAUGGAAGAAGUGUGUGUGUGUGUGUGUGUGAGAGAGAGAGAGAGGAUGAGGAUCUAUAUCCAUAGUUGUGCCUACACGAAACCCUUCCCACACUACUCCUGUUGUGUAUGUUAAAACAAAAAAGAAUCACAGCUACUCUUAGACAACCUUCAUUCAGUCCUGUCGGUAUGGAGAAACACUGAAUGUCUCAUCUUUAGAGGAAUGUCUUAAAAAACAAAACAAAAAAAGACUUAUUUUGCACUGCGCUGAGCUUAAACUUGUAAUUUAGUGUUUUCAUACAGGAAAGGGACAGGACAAAUCAUUCUUACACUCGUCCUCGGAGUGUGUACAGUGUAUAUUGUAUAAGAAUGUGAGCACAUGACUAUUUUCUUUAGAAAUUUGAAUGGUUAUGCAGUGUUUCAGUUGAAUGCGUGAGUGUGUUUCUUUGUCUCAGCCAGAACAAGCAUUUCAUUACAAGUAGAUAAAAAAUUUAUAAUAUCCUGUCAGUUCCACGGCUUCGUCAACGGAAAGCCCCACAAAUAACGUCUGAAACCCCUCCCGCCCUUCCUAUUUUUCUAUGUGUAAAUAGCUACUCAACAUGUGCAGCACUUUUAAAACUGAGGCACUGUAAAUACAACAUGUGAGCCGUGAGAGAACAAGCAAAGUCUGAAGAGUGACUUCGAAAAGUAUCUUGUGUGCCCCCUUCUGAAAAAAGAGGGGUAGGAAUAUAAAGGCACAUUGAAGCUGCCUGAUUACGUGUGUGUGUGUGUGUUUAUCUAAAUUUCUAAUCUGCCAUGUGUACUUUUUUUCAUGAACAAGAGUUGAACAUAUGUGUUGUUUUGGUCCAUGCUUCUUGCCUGUGUGAUGACUUCAGGGGACCCCCCUCCCCCCCGAGCGCCACUCCUUCCUGAGAAGAUGCUAAAAAACGACUAAAAAAAGCGACUGACGUUUUUUUCUAACAGCACAUGCUUUUGGCACAGCACAAAAGACUAUAAAAGGACAGUCUGAAACUCGGCCGUGGGUUCAAGUGCAUCCACCAGUCCACAUAUGCAACUGUCAUAACCUGUACUUUAGCUCGGCCCAGUUCAUUUCAGUUUCGUUGUCCUGGCUCCUGAAAAAAAAGAUGUGAAACACGACUAUUUCUCUGCACAAACUGGGUAUCAAGACUUGAAGUGUCAGUUGUAGGAUGUUAACACGAUUGUAUGUGAAGGGUUUUCUUUUUGUUUUCCUCGAGUCAUCACAUCCCUCCAUCUCUCUGGGGAUGUCUGAGAUUGUGUGGAGGAAGAAAAAGACACAAAAUAAAUUGUAUUUUGUCCAUCAAAGCUGCUGAUAUAGAUGAAAAUAAAAGAUUAUGCGACCUCAGGUGAUGGCACUUGAGGCAAAUUUA
Molecule: messenger RNA, 6460 nt
Organism: Scatophagus argus
Lineage: Eukaryota; Metazoa; Chordata; Actinopteri; Scatophagidae
Gene: bltp3b
Product: UHRF1 binding protein 1-like
Exons: 24
Coding region: 341-4801 (1486 amino acids)
Source: RefSeq, a predicted model, not a curated record